AGCCAGAAAGAGAGAGAGAGGGAGAGAGAGAGAGAGCCAGAUAGAGCCAGAGAGAGAUUGAGAGAGAGAAGACAGAGAGACUGUUAGGUUAGCUGUACGUCCGCAUUUAGACGCCUCCAUUAUUUUCAUUGUGUUCUGUAAUCUGUGGAAAUCAUUUCAGCUUUUGGCCAGACACAAUCAUGAUCCUCCUGACUCCCUCCUCUGGUAGGUGCUUGUUACUCAUUCUCAUCUCUAAUCUGGAUUACUGUAUGUACAUGGGCACGGGUGCCAGAGAAUAAAGUCAAAGAUUCCUUGGAUUUAAAUUGGGUAACAAAACAGUCACUAGGUUUUCAAGACAUUCAGACUGAAUAGAGUAAAAUCACUGAGUACAACGAGUGCAUGUAGUCCAGUUUAAAGCUUGUAAAUCUGGAGACUGAGACAAUUACAUGAGUUCUUUAUCACUACUGGUACACAUACAUUAAAGCUCCAGUGUGUAACUUCUAUUACAGAAACAUUAAUGUACCAGGAACUUAUUUACCUGGGCAAAUGCGCUCAAAAGAGCCUGGACCUCGUCGUCCGUCCACUUGUCAUACGUCCUUUUCUUUUGCUCCAUAUUUUCGAAAUGACCGAUAAAUGGAUAAGUUCUUCUUUCUUUGUCUGCUUUUAAAGGUCUUGUUUAAAGGUGGGUUGCAGCUGCAUUGGUUUAAACACAUGCAACAUGUGUUCCACCAAUCAGCCCCGCCCCUCUAGAGUUCCUGGUAAUCUGAAAAAUCUGUAGUCGCGAGCAGGUAAUUACUUAGGUGAAAGUUUGGGAUCCAGGGAAAGUUUUACCCCCCAACUUGGAGCUGCAUGGUGCAAGAACAGCAGCAGCUGUGCUGUGGCACAUGCAGGCAUUGAUCUCAUUCACCAUCGCGACAAAAGUCAAAAUCCUGAUUUAUGAUGAGAAUUUGUUUGUGAAAUCUUACUGAACAUCCAGGCUUAUUUUCUGCAGUAGAAUCCUCUUCUGAACCUUGUCUCUUGGAACUGUAUGAAGCUGUGUUGCUUUACUCUCGCGGUGCGCGUCUUCCGCCUCCUCGCCUGCUUAUUCAUGUCGAAAAAUGGAUCACUCUGUGUGCAGCUAUACGGAGAGAUGGAGUCGUGAUAUGCUUAACAUGUGAACUCAUUUAACAGUGGUUUGAGUGUAACAAACGUUGUUUGUUUUUUUUUAUUUAAAAGUUACACACUACAGCUUUAAUGCUAUGUACAGUAGUUUAAGUAUUGUGUUAUUAGGUGGGAAACGUUGAAAUUACCUUACACCUUCAUAAAGCACAGUGUUUGAUAUAUCGGAUCAAAUCUCAUAUAUGUGUGCAUUAUUUAUACUGAUGAGAAUCUCGUUGCCAUUUCAUUUUUCACUACAUGUGGUUAUAAAAAAAAAAACACAGCUAACACUUUAAAUGUACAGAGAAUGCAAGUGAUUUGCUCUGCUUGUUGUUUUUUCCCCUCCCUCCAUUAAGUCCUUUUAGUUGUUUCCAGGUAACAUAGCAGGGUCUUGCAUAAGAAGUGCUUUGCACAGACAGGACCUCGACAUGUGGCUGUAACGGCAGCUAUUUACUAUGGUUUGAAUGAAUAAUCCUAAAAUUAUUCAUGUAGCAAACUUGGCAAACCUAAUGUUGUCACAACAAUGCAGAAUAUUGUGCUGCAUUCACUGAGGAGCUGCGUCUAGCAGUAUAGUGGAGUGGGUAUUUAAAUGAUCAGGUUGUAAAUAGAUUCAAAAGUCCCAAAUGAGAAGUAAAAAGCAUGCUGUCAUUGUAAAAGUGUAAGUUAUUGUUGGCUUUCUGCUGUGUCUCAUACACUGUUUUCUUUCAGAUGAAGAGUCUCUUGAACUCGUCUGGCUUUGGAAUCACAGGAAGUUCAGGAUGAGAAACACUUGAACGGUUGCUACUGCAACUUUUAAAUUAUCUAAAAGCUUUGAAGGUCAUUGUCUGUGCAUACUGUAUUGGGCAGUACUACGACUUGAGAGAAAAUCAAAAGCUCACACAAGAGGAGGGCAGACAGAAAACAGAGAUUUCUUUGUCACAGUUGGGGGGGGGGGGCAGUUUUUGGCAAGAAUGAGGCAAAAGUCAUUCCAUCUUGCUGACUAAAAUAGUGAAUUUAAGUUUAACUAUCACUGACACAGCAAAAAAAAUAAUAUUGUUAUCAUCGGUGUAACUAAACAUAUUGAGUCUUAGCACUUGUGUUCAUUUAUUACUGUGGAUGAUAGAACUCCAUGUGUUUGGGCACAAACUGCAUGUUAGAGAAGCUUGGAAGGAGAUGUAGCAGUUUUAUCUUCAUACCACAAUCUCCAUUGAAGCCAAAGGCUGCUGUGGUAUUAAUAGACUUGAAGUUAAGCUAUGUGAGUGCUUUGCCAUGUCCUUGUCUGAGGUCACUAGGCUUGCUCAGUGUUAAUGGGCUAAUUGAUCUCAUGUCUGGUAUGUGUCAACGCAGUAGGUCCAGUAUAGACUCACUGUAGCCAGUGGUUUAGUCCCUCUACGUGUUCAUAGCUUGUUCCCCACACCAGUUUUUUCUGUGUAUUUGAACGCUUGAUAAAAACCAUGUUUGAGUGCCAUAACACUUCACAUGCAUCAUGUUCAUAUAUUUCCAAACAUUACCUAGAUAUUGAAUUUUAAUGCAUGAAAUUUGGCCAUUUUUUCCCUACUAGUUCAAAUGUGUAGAAUAUUGUAAACUGGCUCUCUGUGAUGUUGCAUGCUGGAGACUGCGCACCCAUUAUUGAAUGAAUAUACAGUAACACAAUGCAUUUUAGUGAUCUGAAAAAUGGAUGAAUGAAUCGUAAGGUUGGUCUGCGUCCAAUAAACAUACAUCUUGGUAAGUGAAGCUUUUUUCUACAUAAGACUGGAAUUCAGUUUUAUUGUAAUAGCUUAAGUAAAAUAGAAAACAUGGAAUCCCGUUAGAAGGUAUACAACAUAUAGUUCUACAAUUACUGUGUGACUGGUGAAUCGUCAUUUUCCCUUUAUAUUAUUUACACCCUUUUCCUCUUACCUGCACAGAUGUUUUGACUCUAACUGGGAUAUAAUUAGUAGACUAUUCCCAUCCGUUCUACUAAAGGUUUUUUCCAGUGCACCAACAAGCUCUUUCUGAACCAUCAGUCCGCUGGGAUCCACCUCAAGGAGUUUGCACGUAAAAAUGCGGCAAAUGCUCUGUCGGUUGCCAACAUGGUCAUGGGCAUGUCCUCCAUUCUCAGCUGUCUUAGCGGGCACCGUCAUGCUGCAUGUUGGCUGGUUCUGAUUGGCUACCUGCUGGAUUUUGCAGAUGGAGCAGUUGCCAGGCGACUCAAUGCCUGCUCUGCACUGGGUGCAAAGCUGGAUGAUUUUGCUGACUUCACAACUUUUGGCAUCGCCACGUCGCUGCUCCUGAGGACACCGGACCUGCUGGACAACAUCCUGUGCAUGUGCUACGUCCUAUCCGUGUUUGUCCGCCUCUGCUUCUUCUCAACUGGGAUCCCGUUCAUGUACCGCGGCCUGCCCUGCAUCUACCCCUCAGCCAUUCUGGCCAGUGCCUCUCUGCUGUCUGGGGGAAACAUGGCCCUGCUGCGUGUGACUGCAGUGGCCAUGAUCCUCUUCAUGAUCAGUCAGAGCUUCUACCCACAUGACAAAAUGCUGGAGUCCCAGGCCUGGAAGAAAGUCGUUUUUGCCGGAGGCGUUGUCAUGGUCUUCUGCUCUUGCUUCCCCUCCGCCUGCGUGUACUACCUGCUGUGGUCCGUCUCUUACAUUUUGUUCCCGACAUCCCUCUGGAGCAGUAAAGUGUAAAAAGGAGUUGCUGGAUUUGUGUAAAACUCCCAGUAGCUUUACUUCUGGCCCAUCUGGCCCACAUAGGCUUCCAGACUGCUGCUGCUCCCACGCUGUUGCCACGGAGGAUUCAAGCUGAACAUGCUCAUGCUCCAAAGAUGAACUCUGUUUUAAUGUUUAUUUUGAUGAGACAGGGAAGGCGUGUCUUUGCUGCAUUUUCGCUCAGGCCCGAACGUCGGUCGUCUUGUUCCACCAACUGAUUUUUCAUCAGGAUUAUCUCGCGUGUAAUCUCCCUACUUUGGUAUCGAUUCAUAUUUGAACACUGUGGGCAGGUGGCAGCAGGGCAUGACAUCUUCACGCACGAUAAUUGUAAGCGGAUUUCGCACAAAAACAACUAACCGUACAGCAUCCUCUUCUGCAUAAUCUUAGCAUUGUGCGUAGUAUAACUGGGCUACAGUAUUUAGGUAUAGGCUCUUUAAUCCAUGGGCCGAUUACGUAAAUUCUGUUUGUGUCCGGGUUGUUUUUUAUUUUAUUCGGGUGUAAUUCAUCAGGGUCAGGAUUUUAACAUAGCUAGAGAGAAUUUAGUUUUGUUGUUGUUUAUGUGUUAGUCUCCUCCCACCACUCGGGGGGGAAAGGAUGCACUGUCAAUUUACACAGCGAUUUACAAUGUGAGGAAAUUGACAGAAGAGGACAUUUUUCACUGUGUGGUUAUGAUUUUAGAGAAUUGUUUAGGUUCUAUCGAAUACAGCCAGCACAAGAAGAUAUUAUUUUAAACUUAAAAAAAUCUUAAAACCCACAAGACUGCGAGAAACUAAAACACCUCCUGUUCAGAAACAUUGAAUAGAAAAAUGGGUCACUACACUUUGCUGUUUGUACGUAUCAAAGGGGUUGAAGUGUUAUCCUAUAAAUAAUACAUAAUAAUAAUAAUAAUAAUUUUGUGUUUCUGUUACGUGUGUUUUUUCUUUUGGGCCAUUGCAUGAUUUACUUCUGUUUUAAGAGGCUGUGCAGUCAAAAACAUUGAAUCCAUCAUUCACAACUGAGUCAGUGAUUCUUUAUUAACAAGUUAUAAAAAAAAAAAAAAAGAAAAAAAAAAUGUGAAUCAUUGAAUAGCCCAGUUGUCUUCCACAUGUGAGUCAUAUACAUUUAGAAUUAAAAGGGCAACAGCAUACUGGGCUGUUAAUCUUGCGUUUCCUGCCAUCUAGUGGGCACAAGUCUCAUUUUACUGCUUCCAAGAAUGCAGUGCGGCAGAACUGACUCUUCCAAAUCCACCGACUUUGCUAUAGCACUCAUUUUUGUAGUCCUUCUUUUCUUUUUUUUUUCUUUCUUUUUAGCAAACAUAACAUUUUGACAUCACUCUGGUGAAGAUGACAUCAUUUUAUGUUAUCUAUUGUUAUCCAUCCCAUGCGUUCUUAUAGGAUCAGGAUAAAGGGAAUGACAUUUUUCACCAUUUGAAAUUGUGUGGUUUUUAACUGUUUGAACCGUAUAACCCAUAACUCACUGGCUUGAACCCAUAAGGUUCCUGACAUGGUUCAUGUUGAUUAAUGUUGUGUCAAGUGCAUACACAGACUGAACUCUAUACUACUAUGCAAUCAGCUUCCCGGUGUGAUGUAUGCAAGCUGAGAGCAUUAUAGAUACAGAAACUGUCCUUUGCCCAGUGAUAGAAAAGAAGACCUUGCGGGAUAAUAAGAUCUGUGCUUUUAAAAUCUGUACAUUUUGACAAUAUAGAGGAGAAUAAAAUAACUUAAGAAUUUCA
Messenger RNA from Solea solea (common sole), 5493 nucleotides. It is a transcript of the gene tmem269, whose product is annotated as transmembrane protein 269. Gene Ontology annotation, biological process: phospholipid biosynthetic process. Gene Ontology annotation, molecular function: phosphotransferase activity, for other substituted phosphate groups. Gene Ontology annotation, cellular component: membrane. The record is from RefSeq and is a predicted model, not a curated record. The coding region runs from base 3168 to 3761 and encodes 197 amino acids. Lineage: Eukaryota; Metazoa; Chordata; Actinopteri; Pleuronectiformes; Soleidae. The transcript is spliced from 7 exons.